AUGCCGGGAAAUGGGAUCCUGAAAUCCGCCGUCGCGGAAGACAAGUCGAAGUCAACCAGCUCCGGCGCCCGCCGCUUCGUGGGAGUCCGGCAGCGGCCGUCGGGGCGGUGGGUGGCGGAGAUCAAGGACUCGUCGCAGCGGGUGCGGCUGUGGCUCGGCACCUUCGACACGGCCGAGGAGGCGGCGCGCGCCUACGACGAGGCUGCGCGGGCGCUGCGCGGCGAGAACGCCCGCACCAACUUCGCUGGCGCAGGCGCCGCCAUCGGCGCCUCCGCUCUGGCCGCGCUGCGGGCGAGGCUGAGCGGGGGGAUCCGCGGCCUCGUGGGCGGCGGCGGCAUCUCUCGAAGUGCGCAUGGACAGGGGAGCCGGAACAGGGUGAGCGACCAGUCGACGUUCGCCAGUAUCUUCCACCGCCACGGCGGCGGAGGAGGCGAAUUCCAUCUCGGCGGAGGCAGUGGGCCGGCCACGGAGAUGGCGGUGCCGCCCAGCAUCAUCGUGCCGGCGAAGACGACGACGACGCCGGAGGACCCAGCGGUGCUUCCGGCCGAAGGUGCAGAGGAGGAGCAGGGUGCCCUUUGGCAGGAGGGAGAGGUAGCAUCCGGCGUCCUCGGCGGCGGAGGAAGCAAAAGGUUCAAGGUGUCGUCGUCGGUGAUCGUUCCGCCGUCGUUUAGUGGAUUAGUGAGCGACUGA
Messenger RNA from Zingiber officinale, 690 nucleotides. Its product is annotated as ethylene-responsive transcription factor ERN2-like. Bases 1 to 690 code for a protein of 229 amino acids. NCBI's taxonomy places the organism in Eukaryota, Viridiplantae, Streptophyta, Magnoliopsida, Zingiberales, Zingiberaceae. The record is from RefSeq and is a predicted model, not a curated record. Gene Ontology annotation, molecular function: DNA-binding transcription factor activity; DNA binding. The transcript has a single exon. Gene Ontology annotation, biological process: regulation of DNA-templated transcription.